AUGAUGCCAGACGCCAAUAUGGAGCCGACGUCCGCAAUCAUCUACCUUCCGGCGCAACGCAUCGCACCACAGUCAACAGAGCUCAUGGCGGCAGCGCGCCAUGGACAAAAAGUGCUGUUCUUCGUAGGGAACUUGGUGCUGGCAGUGGGCGGCAUACUGUUCCUGGUGUACAACGAGCGCAUAUUCGGGGCCCUGUUACCCGUCGCGAAGAAAUGGAGAGACGUGACGGCCGGAUGGUUGAUCCUCUGGGUCUUGAUCUUCAUCGUAUCAUUUCCGCCAUUGAUUGGUUAUUCGAGUCUACUCACCAUAGCCGGAUUUGUCUAUGGCUUUCCGAACGGUUGGUUCAUAGCCGCGACAGCAACCGUCGCCGGCAGCACAGCAUCCUUCCUCCUCUCGCGCACCCUCCUCAAAUCUAUGGUCCACCGACUCAUAGCCAAUGACACGCGCUUCGCUGCCCUCUCCCUCACCCUCAAACACGACGGCCUCAAACUCCUCGUCAUGUACCGACUAUGUCCGCUACCAUACUCCAUCUCCAACGGUGCCGUCGCAACCUUCCCCACCGUACACUGGGCAUCCUACGCUCUAGCCACAGCCAUAGUAUCACCGAAGCUGAUGCUUCACAUAUUCAUCGGAAGUCAACUCGAGAAGAUUGCCGAAAGUGGAGGCAAGAUGGACCCCAGCACAAAAGCUCUAUCCUACGUUUCCAUCUUCAUUGGUCUCGUUGCCGGCGUUACCACAGGCUGGCUUGUAUACCGCAAGACCAAGGCCCGCGCUGCGCAGCUAGAAGCUGAGGAGCGUGCGGGUAUCCGUCGCAUGAGUAUCGAGGACCUUGAACACGAAUACGCGGAUGAUCCGGGAGCGCUGGAAGCUGCCGAACGAUUACGCGAGGAAGAUGACGACAUCAGUCUCCGGACGACAUGGGACGAUGAAUACAGAGAUGAACCACCCGAGACGGGUGAUGCCGUGGAAAUCGGCGACGAUCCUUUCAAGGAUGGCGAUGCGAGUGACGGAGAGGAACGGGGACGCGGAAGGCAGAAGUAG
Messenger RNA from Alternaria novae-zelandiae, 1041 nucleotides. RefSeq lists its product as uncharacterized. Gene Ontology annotation, biological process: mitotic spindle elongation; vesicle-mediated transport. The record is from RefSeq and is a predicted model, not a curated record. Gene Ontology annotation, cellular component: Golgi membrane. The transcript has 4 exons. NCBI's taxonomy places the organism in Eukaryota, Fungi, Ascomycota, Dothideomycetes, Pleosporales, Pleosporaceae. The coding region runs from base 1 to 1041 and encodes 346 amino acids.